Messenger RNA from Styela clava, 3321 nucleotides. RefSeq lists its product as uncharacterized. The record is from RefSeq and is a predicted model, not a curated record. NCBI's taxonomy places the organism in Eukaryota, Metazoa, Chordata, Ascidiacea, Stolidobranchia, Styelidae.
AAAUUGCUGCUUACAAUGUGACCUUACGAAAUCGGGGUGAGAGUGUGACGGACCCAAUAACGUUAAUCUGUAUGCUUACGUAUUUCAAUUCCGUAAACCAAACGCAAAUUCAAACAUCAACAACAUCAGUAUGUCUACAGAAGCAAAUAAGUGAAACAACAAUAGAAGAAGUUCAACAAUGGUAUAUUGCAAUUGUGUUGAUUCCUUGUCUAUUACUUGGAUUCAUACUAGCUAUUUUGAUUCUUUGGUUGAUACAAAAAUUUUGUAUUGGUCGCUCGUUUGUUGGAACAAAAAAUGAUAAUAAAGACAAAAUGGUUGCCGAAGAUUCCCAUCAUUCACCUUCUUCGUCGGAGAAAAAUACUGCCGAUCUAUCUCACGCUAUUGCAAGUGACGGAGCCAAAGAAUCAAGUCGUAUUCUUGAACUGUGUGAAAUUAAUGAUAUCAUAACAUCUGAAAAUCAAGUUCAAAACGAAAAGGCGAAAAUACUGGAAUUACUAUUGGAUUCAUUGAGCACCGAUGGCAACAAAACCUCAAGGAGAGAAAACGCUACUUUGCUGAAAAACGAAAUUCACGAAGAAACCGAAAAGGCAUUGCAGGAAAAGCAGAAAAUGCAAUCUGAAAUUGCAGAAAAGAAUUAUCAAAGACUUUCAGACAUUCAAAGUCGACAACAAAAUGAGAUGGAGCAACUUAAAUCGCAAUUGGCAAAUUUGAAUCCGGAAGUCCGAGAUGAACUUCUGUCAUUGGUACACGAGAGACAUAAGUUAGAGAAAAAAGAAGAAGAAUAUCUCUCAGUUUUAAAGAUGAGAGAAUCAGAAAGGAGAGCGAAAGAUGGAAGCGAUGUCCGUUGCCAGAUUUAUUACGAAAAGUUGAACGCUAUUCUCAAUAACGAAGACAAUAACUACCCUUCUGCCACUCGAGAUGGAUAUAUGCUUUUGAUGGAACAGGCUAGUAAAAUAAUGGAAGACGAAUGUACCCGGAUACAUAUUGUUGAAAGAACACGGAAAAAUGAAAUUGACAAAAUUAGAGAAAAUGAGUUGAACACAAGAAAAAGUUGGAAUAAAUUUGGCCAAGUUCUAAUUGAAUCGGUAAAAAAUGUGUGCAGAGAGUUGCAACUUGAAACAGAGGUUCGAAAAACUAUGACAGCAUUUAUAAAAGAAGAAAUGAUGAAAAUCAAAACAUUUUUUGAUCAAGAAAUGUCAAAAGAACGUGCUGAUUAUAUUCGUACGUGUUUGAAAGAAAAACAUAAAAUUUGCAAGAAAAUUACAACAAGCAAUAUUUCUACACGAGGGGUACAUGAGAAUCCAAUCGGAUGGAUGGAAGAAUGCAUAAGGACAAUUAAUUCCGAUCUCCUGAAAAAUAUUGAUGUGCAACAACAAUAUGAUCAAUAUGCAAUCAAUUUGUGGAACACAAAAUUAAAAGUCGUUCUUCAAUCAACAAGUGAAAAAAUGGAAGCUUUGAAAGCAGAAGUCAUUCAAAAACUAGCUCAGAACGGAGCGUCAAAAAACUCUGCUGAAGAUUUUAUCAACAAAGAAAUUGCAGAAAUAAAAAUUGAGAAGUCAGAAGAAACUGCUUUUCCUCUUCAGCCAAACGCUCAACUCGGAAGUAGAAUGCGAGCGCAGGAAAUCAUUAUUGACUGCCACUCAAAAGUAUUAAAACAUUUCGUGGAUAGUCAAGUAUUUCCAACAGAAAAAACAGCAGACGAAGCUUUCACCCACGUACAAGCUGCCCAACACAGAAAAACAAAAAUAUCACUCCGACAUCUUCGCGAAAUCAUAGAACGUCACACCAUGGCGAUUGAUAGAAAAAACAAGAUUCAGAAACAAAGAGGGAGAAAGGGCUACCUGAAAUCAUCCAGCAACGAGGAAACAAUACGAUCGGGAUUACAAACACAGUUGGAAAAGUGGCAAAAAGGUGAUGACAUCGUUCCGACUACACAAAGUAAUGCAAGUGUGCUGGAAUUCCGAAACAAUAUGAAAUCAGUAGAACAGAAUUUAACAAAAGCAAUUUCAACAGAAUUAGCAAUUCAGAUGGAAAAAAAAUCAGCUCUGGAUCUCAUCAAUCUUGAUCUGAAUGCCCUUGAACGUUUGAUGAUGACAUUAUUGCAUACGUUGGUUUCUGAUCGCAAAUUGACAACAGCAGAAUGCAAUGUUGUACUUCAAGAACACAAAAAUCAGAUAGCGGAGCUACAAAAACUUGCGUCACAACGUACAAGGAGAAGGCUUGAUCAAGUUGUCCGAAAACGACUUCAUUCUCCACCACCUCGUCCAUUUGUAAAAGAUGAGAAAACAAAAGAAGACAUUGCCAACUCUCAAGUUAAACAUCAUCUCGAUGUCACUAAGGGGGUUGGGGAUAAAGCAAAACGAAAGAUCAAAGAGGACAACACUGCUGCUAAAGAAAAAUACGAACUUUUAUUGCAACUUUAUGAACAACAGGCUGUGGAACUUCGUGAACUCAAUUUAAAAGUCAUUCAAGCGCUGGUAAAAGUUGCCAAGAUAUCAUCAAUGGAGAUGAAUGCAUGUCUUACAUUGUUACUACACCAUAGAAAUGCUGAACAGAUUCGAAUGAUGUUGCAAGUUAUUUACGUUGGCGUAAAGGACGAAACUAGUCAGAAAAGCAAUUUACUUCCCGCUAUAAGAGGACUGAUCGCUCAACAAAAACAUAGAUUAGCUGAGAAUAUUUUACGAACAGAUGAAGAUUUCGGGCCAACACCAAUACAAACAAGUCAUAAAUUACAGAGAAUAAAGCAGCCUCACAGAGUGACGUUCCACGACGAUACACCGGCCCUCAAACGAGAUCGAUUUUCGCCCCUUCCGGAUAUCCGACCAGAACCGGUUGGAAGAACCUCUACUCCAGAUUUGGAGCCUAUGACAGAAUACCAAACGCAUCCAAACACAUUGUUUAGUAACUACAGCGAUCAACCACUAAAACCGAUAAGAAAAAGAAAAAAGAAAUCACUGAAGAAUUUGAAUUUUACUACAUAAUAUAAGUUAAUAAAAUUACGGUUUCAACCAGACCAAGUCUACCUCAUGUUGAAUUUUAAUAUCAUAUAUUGUUCCUCGUAUGACACCGUAUGGUUUUCAGCAUGAAUCCCCACAUUUGAAAUUUUAAAUAUAUUAUUAUAAUGUGUAUACACGUAUAUAUGGAUAUUUUAAUAUAAUAGUAAAUCAAAACUAUAGUGUAGACUUGUGUAAUGCAGAAUAGCCGCUGCACCUUCAUGUGAUUCUUCAGUUUGUAUACAAUUUAUCUUCUUGUUAACCGUGAACAUCGCACGUUCUCGAGAAGACAAAUUGUGAAGGCUUAUAAGUGUAGUAUUGGCAAUAC